Trichoderma gamsii is the source of this 2355-nucleotide messenger RNA. RefSeq lists its product as hypothetical. Gene Ontology annotation, molecular function: transcription cis-regulatory region binding; DNA-binding transcription factor activity, RNA polymerase II-specific; zinc ion binding. Bases 1 to 2355 code for a protein of 784 amino acids. NCBI's taxonomy places the organism in Eukaryota, Fungi, Ascomycota, Sordariomycetes, Hypocreales, Hypocreaceae. The record is from RefSeq and is a predicted model, not a curated record. Gene Ontology annotation, biological process: positive regulation of transcription by RNA polymerase II. Gene Ontology annotation, cellular component: nucleus. The transcript is spliced from 3 exons.
AUGGCCACCAUACAACGCAAGUACACACAUGCAAGGCUCAAUCUCCUCUUCGACCUCGCCCCGCUCAGAAAGAUACGCGGCCUCACGGUGCCCCGCAUCGUCAGGACCCCUGACGCUUGCCUCACUUGCCGCCGUCAUGACUACAAGUGCAGCUGGGGACUCCCCACUUGCGUCACAUGUGAUAAGAACGGAUACGAGUGCAUCCAGCCCAUCAGCGUCACUGGCUAUGAGGACUACGUCCGCGAUGGGGACGCUCAGCAACCGGCAGCCAAACCCAACACGACCAAAAGACGCAAGAACAAGAACAAGGUCGAAAUCAAAAUCGAGCCCAAGGCAGAAGAAACCAUGGCCCAGAUCAAGCCCAAGUCCCGCUUUGAUGAUGGCGUCAUUAGCUGGAAUCCGGAUCUCAGCCCAAUAUUCCAGAAAAGGAACCCGUCGAUUCCUAUCCCAAAGAAAAUUGCCACCCACCGAUGCACCCGCCAGCCCGUACCUUUGUAUGCCUCUGGAUCGGGUUUUGGGGCUGAGCUCGGGGCCAAUGCUGGUUCUGCAUCUGCAUCUGCAUCUGUUCCCAUGACCGAGUCCGAGUCUACAUCCGAGUCUACAUCCGAGUCUACGGCAGGUUCCGAGUCUGAGUCUUCUUCUGCAUCGAUAUCGGCAGUGGCAUCCACAACUGCAUCCGGGCCUGCUCCGUCCGGAUCUGCAUUUGAAUCUGAGUUUGUGACACGCAUAAAGAGGCACUUGUUCAAGUCUCAGCAGCGUAAAUUGGAGUACACCCCCCGCUAUGUCAAGUUACCCGGCUCCAUUUCCUCUGAUGAUGUCGAUAAAGAUCAUGACUAUGCGGCUUACUACGACUAUGAGCACGAGUAUGAUCCCGAUGUUCUUCACGAAGAAGAUCCCGAGCUAUCCAAGAUAAAAUCGCUUCCUUGCAUGUCCAACCUCUACGUGGUCCAGAAUAGCUGGCAGGGUCCCGGGGAACCUCCCCUGAGCAUCCGCAUCGAUGACUACAUCUCCUACAUGGCACAUAAUCACCUAGAGCAAGGGUCCGAAGUGACACCUCUACCAUUGAGCUUGAUGGCUUCAUGCAGCUAUACCGCAAGUGACACUCUUUUUUACUAUGAGAAGCGCCCAGCCAACUGUGGUGUCGCCGAUAUUCCCGAUAUCAACCCGGUUAACCCCAAGCUUGUUCGGUUGGGCUAUGCCAACCCAUUGGCCCUGCAGCUCAUCAUUGCUCAGCGAGCUAACCAUCGUGAGGUGUCUUCCGCCUUCUUGCCCACGGGAGAGAGCGCGGAGCGCUUUUUGAGGGAUGCUAUUGCCCCAUUUGGUCCCAAGAUUGAUCGCUAUCUGGCUGGUGGCGAACAUGAAAUGCCCUCCCUAUUUGUUGCAAGCAUCGUUGUAGCGCUCGUCGAAAGGGCCCGACUCGACACGCUCUCCCAGGCAUACGACCAUCCAACAGCAGCCAAGGCCAUCUUGAACAGUCUCCAUAGGCUCAAUCCAGAAGAAAUCUUCAUCAACAUGCCUGAAUAUCUGAUAGAGUACUACAUGCACACUGUAUCCUUUGCUUGCGUUGCUGCUAAUCCCAUCACGGCUACGGGGGCUCCAUUCAUCAGUGCGCCGCAAUUAUCAUUUGUCGAUGAGAUGGCGGCCAAAGGUUACGCCGGUAAUCUUUGCAGAUCCUGGCUCGACAUAUUGGCCACUAUUCCACAUAUUUUUAGGCUGGGAGCCAUCAUGUACCGUCGGAAACUUGGUACAUCUACAUUUGAAGAUGCAUCCGGCGAGUUUCUCGAUUUUGCUGAUAUAGAAGACAGGCUUCAGGCCUCUGCUCUGUGCGAAGACGGAAAAAAGCGCACCUACAAUUGGCAAAAUGUUGCCCUUUUAUUCAAGAUUGCCGCCACAUUAUACCUGUGGUCUCUCUUGGAUGAGCCUCUCCUCCAUAACCCAAACGUUGCUACCAUACAUGAAGACACCGAGCUCCAAGAUGAGGAUUAUGAGUACAACGAUCCGGACGAGCGGCGACAAAGAUUGCACAAAGUCUUAAUGAAGCAGAUAAUUGGGCAGGCUGAACGCUUGCUGCCCACUAUUGAGGUGGAGAGUCACUUCAAUCUCUCCCUCACUUGGCCUAUGCUUAUCUUGGGAUGCUUUACCAAAGAUAGAGGCACAGAAAAGUUCAUCGAGCAGCGCCUAAUUGCCACAGCAAACCAAUCUAGCAUUGGCAACUCACUCGAGACUUUGUUCAUCUUAAAACACGUCUGGAGUCUGCCGAUGAGAGAGCGUUCCCCAUGGAGAAUUUGGCAGUAUGUCCAGGACUCUAGGUGCCGAGAUUGUACCUGUCCGCAAUGCACACCAUUUCUCUUUUAA